AUGGCAAACUCGAAUAUUGCAAAAAUUUUACAUCGGCCUAUUAGAAGUCUAACAUUUCCAAAAAAUAGUAAUAUGGGUAUCUUCGUCGCUCUCGCGGUGCCACUCGAGGAUCCUCUGAGUUCGAUCUCACUAUCUUACUUCUUCGAGGCUAACUACAUUUUACCGCCAAACAUAACAUCUCUCGAGCCUUGGACGGGACUAAAAAGGAGAAAGAGGAAUAUCGAGAGAGCCACAAUUUAUCGAGUUCUGGAAAGUAAAUUUGAGAGUUCCGGGUAUUCCGGAAGGGAGUGUCUGCUGAGAGCAAUCUGCGAAACCUCGGAGUUUCCGCUCCAACACAAUGGGUUGAUCGGUGACAUCAUGCAUGUGAUCUUCACUCCGAGUACUUCGAAACACGAGGGAUUGUCGCGAGAUGUUUUCGAAGCUGAGCUGGUUGGCCGCAAUAGAAACUGCUCCAAGUACCAACCACAGUGUCCAUUGGGACUCUUUGACUUGAUUGGAGUCUUCGCGUGA
Molecule: messenger RNA, 510 nt
Organism: Atta colombica
Lineage: Eukaryota; Metazoa; Arthropoda; Insecta; Hymenoptera; Formicidae
Exons: 4
Coding region: 1-510 (169 amino acids)
Source: RefSeq, a predicted model, not a curated record